AUGUUCGCCUCCGACUCUUUUCUGCCAUCGGCCUUUACCGACCACGAUCCCAAUAUGCCGCCCUCUGCCGUCAUCUCUCCGCUGUCACUCAAUCGAAUGGCGAGCUCCUGUUAUUUCGACAAUAGAUCGACGACGACGACGACGAGCGCCACGGGCAACUCCAUUUACUCUCCCCAAUCAUCCGGCGCUGUGCGCUAUCCGCCGCAAACGCAAAGCCUUCUUUCACCCCAUUUACACCCCAACGGCGUCAACGGCACAAACGGCUACAGAGAGACGAUUUCGAACGACCAAGUACCACGAGUCGUCUCGCCGAGUCAUUUCGAACAAUUGAACGGCCACAACCCCUCUGCGUUUUCGUCGACGGCCAGAGUCUCCCCAAACGGAAUGCCUCACCCACGAUCAGUAUCUGCCGAUGCAGCCUCGGCUCCUCCGUCAGCACAGAUAAUUAGACGCCUCGCUCAGCAGAAUGCGCGGAUUCGGGAGGCCUGGGAAGCCGAGCGCAAGUACAUGGAAGCCAACCGCGAACGUGUCGAGGAAGUGUACAAGGAGGAGCGGAUGAUUAUGGAAGACGAACGUCUUGCAUGGGAAGCCGAAAAGAACGACCUGACGGAGCAGAUCCGCCGCCUCAAAGAGCAAGUUGCAGCGAUCGACAAUGACAAGAUUCGGCUGCAAGGUGCGUUGCAAAGAGCCGAGCUAGAGAAGGCGGGCAAAGUCGCCGGCGUCACUGUUGCAAUUCCAGGAACAGGAACGCGAGGUGGGGCCGACGGCUCCACUGAACUUUCUUUCCCAGGAUUCUCCUCGCAACCCAAUGACGCGCGGUUCGGCCUCUCGAACGGCACUGCACAGCGGAGGCCGACUAAUGGCUCUUCCUCAGCCUCCGUCUCGCCAGCCCAGAUCCGAUCUCACUUUAUUAGUCCUGGUAGUUCCCGGAUUUCUCCUUCCAGGCAACCAGAGUCUUCGCCAUUCAUCCCACUCAACCCCAACAUGCAGCCCACUACCGCAGAUCCCGUCGACUUCCUCGGCUCUCCCAAGGACGAGGAGCCUGUCCCCAUUGUCGACAUUCAAAUUAUCAACCCUCAGCUUGAGGGCGUCCCCCUCAAGGCACCCGCUAUUCAAAAGAGCACAUUCAUCGACUCCGGCAUGACUCCGGAAAACUCAAAGAACUCCUCCAGAGCCGUCUCUCCGCCUGGAGAGUCCGGCAAGUCUAGGCGAAGCCCUACUCAGGAACACACCCUCGAGGUGCUCGCCGCUCCCGAGCCUGCUAGGCUCGUCAUGCACGCUGGCCACACGCCCAGCCAUUCCCUCUCCGUUCUGGGAACAGCUCCUGGCACAGAAGUUCCGACAGUCGCUGACGGUAGUGGAGGCUCUACACCGACUUUGGCACCGACAGACAUGAGCUCGAACCCGGCAACGCUGUAUGAUGUCAGGGCUAGAGCAGACUCAUCCGAUCUUCAGGAUGACGCUUAUCGCGGUACCGAUGAGCCCCUCCCCACGUUGGAGGCGGCAGACGACGUUGCCCUGAAGGGCCCCUUGAUGGUUCGCAACAUCCCUGCUCAUGACGAAAUCUUCUUCAAGCGUUUGUCCGAAAAACUUGAAGACGUGAGCAGCGGCGCCGACGCCGUUCCCACUUGCAUGAAGGCGCCAACUCCGGAACUCGUCGGAGAGCCUUUGGAGGCGAAAGAGAAUCUCUACGUAGCGAAGGCGGACACAGAUGCCGCCAGCGACAAGGGUUCGACCAGCGACAGAGCUUCUUCCUCGGAUAGAGACGACGUCUCCGAGUCGCAGAGCAAGCUCGAGGAAAUUGACAUUCCCCUCAAGCUCAAGCAGAGCACCAACUUUGGAGCUCCGUUGGGCGCUAUGUUCUAA
Messenger RNA from Colletotrichum lupini, 1866 nucleotides. RefSeq lists its product as uncharacterized. The record is from RefSeq and is a predicted model, not a curated record. Lineage: Eukaryota; Fungi; Ascomycota; Sordariomycetes; Glomerellales; Glomerellaceae. The transcript has a single exon. Bases 1 to 1866 code for a protein of 621 amino acids.